Molecule: messenger RNA, 813 nt
Organism: Brugia pahangi
Lineage: Eukaryota; Metazoa; Nematoda; Chromadorea; Rhabditida; Onchocercidae
Source: the annotation of a GenBank genome assembly
AUGUUUUGGCAAAUAAACAAAUAUUGGCGGCGGCGACAUUCAGCGCUACGAAUAUUUACUAUUUCUUUACGGCUAAUAUUCUCUCUUACACUACUGUUUAGUGAGUCGGUUUCACUUCCUAAUUGGAGUAAACAUUCCUCUGAUUACGACCAAUUAAUUACUGAGAAGAGCUUGCGACUAGCAACAAUGAGAAAUGCGACAAGCGACAAUGACACUCAUCUGAGAGACGACUAUGAAUCAAUUAAACUUAAUUCGACAAUGUCGCAUCAUAAAUCAUUCUAUACAUUGAAUAAUAAGGAAGUUGUCGAUAUAACUGAUCAAGUUUAUUCUAAUGUUUCAAUUGAGAGUAUUCGAAAUAUUUCGGAACAGCAAUUCCGUAAUUUUUUAAAAGGAAUACUUCAAAGGCAUUUGGAAUUAGCACGAAGGAAAAUUGCUUAUCCAAAUAUUUUUGCUACAACUAAUAAUUAUGUUUAUCAAAAUAAUAGAAUAGGCUGCCAGAUGGUUUGUCAAUUUAUCUCAUUUUGCAUCAUAGUUAGUGGCAUUUGUUUAUUGUGGACAUGUACCUGUUGUACACAAUCAAGGAGUGUCGAUGACAGCGAUGAGAGCCUUUGUGGCGUUAAUCCGGCCAGUGUUCCAGCCCCAAUUGAUUAUAGUAAGCCAUAUAUGAUCAAAUGUGACUCACAAGGCUCUUGCUAUGCUAGUCCACUGAACGAUGAUGAAGUACCGCCGUUGCCAAGCUAUAAUAAAGCGCUCAGUUGUCCAACCCAUCCAUUUCCUAAAAUUCAAGAAUUAUCUAAAUCAGAUUGUGUCUGA